AUGAAGGCCUUGAGAAAGUCUCUCAACGCAAGCAAGGAGACCCCUCAUCAUCAAAUAUCCACCCCUCUACCCUCCGUAUCCAAGCCUCCCGCCGCCAUUAUUCCUCCGCAGAAAGUCAUCCGAGCACUUGAUUCCUAUCGCUCCAGAGCGCCUCAACAGUUAUCUUUUCAAAAAGGCGACUUCUUCUACGUUAUUCGCCCGGUUGAAGAUCAGGGCUCAUGGUACGAAGCACAUAACCCUAUGACGGGGGCUCGAGGGCUGGUCCCGAAGGCCAUGUUCGAGGAGUUUCGCAAAGGGGAAGCCGCCACUUCACGGAAUUCACAGGCGCUUAACUCUGCACCAAUCAGUCCUCCUUUCAUGGGACCCUCGAAGAUUCAAGUCUACUAUGCGGUGGUCAUGCACGACUUUGUUGCGGAGCGCACGGACGAACUCGACGCCAAGGCUGGCGAUCCCAUCUCUGUCGUCGCGCAAUCCAAUCGCGAAUGGUUCGUGGCCAAGCCUAUCGGCCGUCUGGGAAAGCCAGGCCUUAUACCAGUCUCAUUUGUGCAAGUUCGCGAUCCCACGAAUAAUCGGCCCAUUGAGGAUGUGGGCAAGUUGAUAGACAGUGGCAGCCUUCCUCGCGUUGAGGAAUGGAAGAAACAGAUGCUCAACUACAAGGCUAACAGCAUUACGCUAGGUAUUCUAGACGAUGUAGCAUCACCCAACCCUGUCAUGAACAGUCCAUUCAUGCCGGCGUCUGGUGCGACUCCGCCACCUGCCACCACCAAGCCUGACAUCGCCAUCCAAGAGCCAUCGCCUCUUUCAGACCAGCAAGCCUCCACCGGUCUCUCGCAGGUUCCAGACGAGCUACCGGAGGGUCUCCUCCUUGACGCAGAAGUGGUCUCUUUCCACGCUGAAUUGGACGAGUACUGGUACCGCGUACAUGCGCUGUAUCAGCCCUACAGCCCCAUGGGAUCCAACUCUCUUCCUCUUGCCAAGGAACUCGUUCUCUUCCGCGCCUAUAACGACUUUUUUGAAUACCAAACUUCGCUCCUCGAGGUGUUUCCCCGUGAAGGAGGCAAAGAACAGCUACAUCCUAGGAUUAUUCCCUACAUGCCUGGACCGCCGAAUGAGCUCAACGACAAAGUUGCGGCAGAUACGCGGGAUGAUCUAAGAUUCUACUUGACAUCGCUAUCUCAUUUGAAUCGGACGACGGCUCGGUAUAUCCUCGAGCACUCCUUGACGCGCGCUUUUCUCGCUCUCAAGCCGGGAGAUGUUGAAAAUGAUGUUGAACCUCAGUAUGAGAAGAUGGAGAAGGCAGGCUGGUAUGAGCCGAUGGAGGAGCCAGUGAUUGUGGAACGCACUGAUUUACAGCCUGAUGAUGAUGUUCAAGUGAGUAUGGGCAAUUUGACGAUAAACGGGGGGCGUCGUGUAGAUAGCGAUGGUUCCGAGUACGGUGACGAACCAGACGGUCACCUGUAUGGACAAAACCCGACCAACGGAGCGCGUACGGGUCUCGAUCAACGGCUUCGACAAUCCAAAGGAGAUCCGGGGUAUACCGUAUAUGGCCACGAACGCAGUGGCUCCUCAUCAUCUGCUGCUCGCGGAACAUCCCCAGACCCACAUGCCCGUUUGCGCGGUCACGCGCCAUCUCACUCGUACUCGAACAGUCUCUCUCCACUUGACACUGAUCCACACCGCAACAGUACGCACUCUCGUUCGUCUACGUCUUCUUCAUCUCGUUGGCCAGAGAAUUCACACUCCUCUCACAACACUCAAGCUACAUCGCCUACCUCUCAGUCGCAUUCGUCGGUUCAUGGCUCCUCCCGCUCACACUCGCUUGCCUCGCCAAACAACCCACAUAUUUCGGCGAACAACUCACAGACAGCAUUCAUCAAAAUAAAGAUCUUUGAUCGCAUCUCGAAUGACUUGAUUGCGAUCCGUGUACACCCGCUUGUGACACAUGAACAGCUCAUGGACAAGGUACAAACACAUCUUGGCGGGCAGGUUGGAAAACUAUCAUACCGCGACAGCGUCGGCGGGCGAAGCGAUGGUUUUAUCGCGCUGGAGCAAGAUGAUGAUCUACGAUCCUGGUUGGAGAGCACGGAGAAACAUGUGUUGUACGCUGAUUGAGCUCAGCGGUUACACCGAGAUUGAGAGUGCGACAAGCUUGUCAUUGCAUCAUGAUGAAAUCGUGUUUUCACGUACGUGUUGUGUUACCAGUAUCUCGCCUUUGACUACGUUCAGACGCGGUGUUUUGAAUAUUUUCCUAUUCUUUUUAUUAUCUUUCGUGUUCUGUUUUUCUGUCUUCCUCUCUCGCUACCAUUUUCUUUCGGCCUUGCACUCUGGAUUGUAGGCUAAGUUUAUCUUCGUUCGUCUUCGCCUGUUCCGUAUUUGACUUCGUUCUGUUCGUCCUACUUUAUUGUUGCAUUGUACGUUUUACACACAGGUUCCCACCCGCCGCGCCUUCUGAUACGAUUUCUAGCCGUGCUACGGACGUGUAAUCUAUGCAAACGUGUAAUAGACUGUGUCUUCAGGAUG
This is a messenger RNA of Heterobasidion irregulare TC 32-1, 2520 nucleotides long. RefSeq names its product SH3-domain-containing protein. Gene Ontology annotation, biological process: conjugation with cellular fusion. The transcript has 2 exons. Gene Ontology annotation, molecular function: protein binding; phosphatidylinositol binding. The record is from RefSeq and is a predicted model, not a curated record. Gene Ontology annotation, cellular component: mating projection tip. Lineage: Eukaryota; Fungi; Basidiomycota; Agaricomycetes; Russulales; Bondarzewiaceae. Bases 1 to 2112 code for a protein of 703 amino acids.